Cinclus cinclus is the source of this 771-nucleotide messenger RNA. RefSeq names its product CGRP receptor component (gene CRCP). The record is from RefSeq and is a predicted model, not a curated record. The transcript has 6 exons. Gene Ontology annotation, biological process: transcription initiation at RNA polymerase III promoter. Gene Ontology annotation, cellular component: RNA polymerase III complex. The coding region runs from base 1 to 441 and encodes 146 amino acids. Gene Ontology annotation, molecular function: nucleotide binding. Lineage: Eukaryota; Metazoa; Chordata; Aves; Passeriformes; Cinclidae.
AUGGAGGUAAAAGAUGCAAAUGCUGCAUUGCUGAGUAACUUUGAGGUGUACCAGUUACUUACUGAUCUCAAGCAGCAGCGUAAAGAGAGUGGCAAAACCAAGCAGAGCUCUGGGCAGCAGAAUCUGAACACAAUCAUGUAUGAGACACUGAAGUACAUUUCAAAAACACCCUGCAGGUACCAGAGUCCUGAGAUUGUCAAGGAGUUCCUGGUAGCCAUGAAAGACCAUAAAUUAACCAAGGCUGAAAAGCUGCAGCUGCUGAACCACAGGCCUGUGACUGCAGUGGAAAUCCAGCUGAUGGUGGAAGAAAGUGAGGAGAGGCUGACAGAGGAGCAGAUCGAGUCCCUCCUGCAGACAGUCACCACCAUCCUGCCAGGGGAUCCAGAGGAGCAGCACAGAGACUCAGCAAUGGCAGCAGAAGACAAAGGUGACCAGGCAUAGCAGGCAGCACUUCCAGAAGAGAUCCAGCUGCUGUUAGUCUGGGUUUGAUACCAGUUCAAUCCUGUAUUGGACAUAAUUGUAAAAUAGAUUCAAAUUUUUAUGAUUUGGAGGUGAUGAGGGAACCAAUUGUUCACAAGCAAGCAGGGAAAAGGACACUAUUGUUUGGGUGUUUUGUCAUAAACAGGGGUGCCAGUGCCAGAGUUUACACUGGAGCAGCCUGAGGAGUGUUGGGCUCAGCAUCUCUUGGGACUUUUCCAUUCCCCAUGGAAUCAGCACAGCAGGGCUGCCAUGAGAAUUCCUCUCAGAAGCUUUGGAGUUGCUCAGGUGGUU